GGGCGGGGUUCGUUGAGGCAAGAGGAGGUGAGGUGCUCUUUCCCCAUCCUUCCCCCAUCAACCGUACUCCCCUUACCUACCUCAGCUGCUUCGCCCUUGCCUCUUCUCCAACCCAACUCCCCCAACCCGCGUGACCAGGCCCCAGUCCGUGAUAGCUCUUCUGUCACCCUUUCUGUGUCCUCCAGGCUUUCUCUAACUUUUCUGCUGUCUCUCUCCUGCCUUUUUUUUCUCGACCAUCUUUGUCCACUUUUUCCUUGGUACCUUCUCCACCCUAGAAUUUCUCUCAUGUCUAAAAUCCCUUUUUGGUUUACCAGAUCCCUCCAGUUUCAUGAUUCCUUCCCUAUCCUUCAUCUUUUAGCUAUUUCCUCACUUCCCUGUUCCCUGGAACUCUUCCUGUAGUGCCUGACAAAUUUUCCACUCAGCGUGACUCCCCUGAUUUUACUUCUUGUCUAUGACUUCUUGUCUGACCAAGCCUUUAACAAUCCCUCUCCUCACACUCACUUUUCCUCAUCUUGUCACUCUAAAUAGUACUCCCACUUCACUCCAAACCACCUCUUCUUCUCACUACUCACUUUUAAGUCCCUGACUUACCUGCGUGCUGAUGACCAACUACCCUAACUUUAUCUUCCAGGACACAAUGGACCCCCGGGGGCCAGCCCCCCAGCCUUUCCAGAGGUCUGAGAAACCUGGUCGGGUCCGCCGUCGGAAGACCAGGCGGGAGCGUAAUGAGGCCCUGGUGGGCAGCCGCCGGCCAUUGGCCCAUCAGGACCCUCCUGUGGCCAGUCGGAACACACCUUUAGCCGUCCGGGAUCCUCUGGCCCCUAAUGCCCCCAAAUUCAUGGUCAUAGCCCAGGGCCGGCUGAGCCGGAAGCACCGGGGUCUCUUCAACCACGAGGUUAAGUCUUUGGAUGUGGGACGGCUGCUUAGCAGUGGAUCCCUGGAUCCAGGCACCCCCAUACUCUCCACCAAGCGUUCUCCAAGCCCAGAGAGGGCCCAAGAACCAACUCCACCGCCGAGGGGCAAGGAGAACCAGGUGCCUGGAGGCUCGGGCCCAGGCCCAUCUAGUACCCCCAAGCUCCCUGACUUGGGGCAGCUGCUGGGGGAGCUGCAGUGCCAACUGAUUCUGCCACAGGCCUUCCCCAGGAGGAACCUAGUGCAAGAGGCCAGGGAUGCCAUCGUGGGUAACUUACAGGCCUGCCAUGGCUGUGUGCCGGACCUUACUCUGGUGCUCCAGCCACCCUUGUCAGCAACCAAGCCUGGGGGCCCUGAGAAACGAAGGAUGACACCCUCCUGGAUCAACAUCCCUGAGCAGGCCCCAGGAGAGGAGAGGCAGAGGAGGCGACAGGAGACAGAGGAAUUCACCUUUGCCAUGCCUCAUACCUCCAGCACUCCCACUACACACAGGGAAGGCCUGGCACCACCAAAAGGCCCCUGGCCGCCCUUAUUACCCUCGUUACCUUCACCAUCUGGAGCGGCCUGGGGCCCCCCAACAGCCUUUGACCUGUUGAAAAGCAUCUGGCUGGUAGCCACACCACCCCCUCCCCGGCCCUGGGGGGUUGGCACACAACAGCCCCUGCCUCAGCCGCCAUCACCCUUGUUUCCCCGAACCUCUGCCCUGGACUGGAGCCCCAAACCCCCCACCCCUCAGCCCAGCCUCUCCUGGGUGGUAGCCCAGAGCAGCCCAGAGGCCUGGUCCUUUCCACCCAUGAGACUGUACUGAGGGGCUAAUGCUAGGCUGGGGGCAGGAAUCCCGCACUCCCAAUCACCUCAAUAAAGUACCUUCUUCAUGGUCAUCUCGA
This is a messenger RNA of Pteropus alecto (black flying fox), 1799 nucleotides long. RefSeq names its product proline rich 19 (gene PRR19). The transcript is spliced from 2 exons. The record is from RefSeq and is a predicted model, not a curated record. Lineage: Eukaryota; Metazoa; Chordata; Mammalia; Chiroptera; Pteropodidae. Bases 602 to 1720 code for a protein of 372 amino acids.